AUGAAAGUAAAUAGAUCAAUGCUUACAGAAUUUAUCAUUAUUGGAUUGUCAGAUAAUUCUAAAUAUCAGGCCCCAGUCUUCUGCAGUCUCCUUCUUCUCUACAUCCUUACUUUAGCAGGGAAUGUGUCAAUCAUUGUUGUGUCACAACUAGAUAAAUAUCUACACACACCAAUGUACUUCUUCUUGCAAAAUUUAUCUUUCCUAGACAUCUGCUACACAUCCACCACCAUGCCAAAAAUGUUACAAAUACUUAUUGUGAAGAGAAAAACUAUCACAUUCAUAGGGUGUGCAAUUCAGAUGUAUUUCUUCAUAACAUUUGUUGGUACUGAGUGUGUCCUUCUUUGUAUAAUGUCGUAUGAUCGUUUUCUAGCCAUAUGCAAUCCCCUUAGAUAUUCUGUAAUAAUGAAUCAUAAACAGUGUGCAUGCCUAGCUCUUAUUUCGUGGCUCAGUGGCCUUGUGAAUUCUCUAAUCCACACAUAUUUUACUUUUCGAUUACAUUUCUGUCACAACAAGAUCAAUUAUUUCUACUGUGACAUACCUCCACUAAUCUCCAUGUCAUGCGAAGAUACAUCUAUUAAUGAAGUCUUGCUACUAACGAUAGGUGUAUUCAUAGGGUGGACACCCUUCAUAUGCAUCAUUAUAUCAUACAUAUACAUUAUAGUAACAAUAAAAAAAAUCAAGCGCACUGAUGGAAGGCAGAAAGCAUUUUCUACCUGUGCCUCUCAUAUAAUGGUGGUGGUCCUUUACUAUGGUAGUGUACUGUUUAGUUAUGUGAGACCAAUUUCAUUAUACUCAUUGGGUAAAGACAGGGUGAUCUCAGUUUUGUAUUCUGUUAUAUCGCCAAUGUUGAACCCAUUAAUUUACACUUUGAAAAACAAAGAUGUAAAAAAGGCAAUGAGAAGGCAAUGUGUGCACAGGUUAAAUAAAUAAAACAAUCGUGUAAAUAUAUUGUGGAUUUUUGUUGAAUUUUAUUCUCAUUCACUCAAACCUCUAAAAUUAGUGUCCCUCUUUCAA
This is a messenger RNA of Pelobates fuscus (common spadefoot toad), 1014 nucleotides long. Its product is annotated as olfactory receptor 5V1-like. The transcript has a single exon. Gene Ontology annotation, molecular function: G protein-coupled receptor activity; olfactory receptor activity; odorant binding. Gene Ontology annotation, cellular component: membrane. The record is from RefSeq and is a predicted model, not a curated record. Gene Ontology annotation, biological process: G protein-coupled receptor signaling pathway. The coding region runs from base 1 to 930 and encodes 309 amino acids. NCBI's taxonomy places the organism in Eukaryota, Metazoa, Chordata, Amphibia, Anura, Pelobatidae.